Molecule: messenger RNA, 1593 nt
Organism: Entrophospora candida
Lineage: Eukaryota; Fungi; Glomeromycota; Glomeromycetes; Entrophosporales; Entrophosporaceae
Source: the annotation of a GenBank genome assembly
AUGAGUGGGGAAACAGAAAAGAAAAUGCCAGUACCAACUGAAUUACUCAAGAUGUUACAUGAUCAACGAUUAAAAUUGAAGAUUAGAAUGCUUCCUCAAUAUGAAUUCGGAAGCCUCGAAAAUAAUCAUUAUUGCACUGUUAAAUAUGAUGAUCAAAGUUGGACAUCUGGAACCUUUAGAACAAAACGUGAAGCCAAAAAUGAUGCAUCACAAAUGGCACUUAAUGAACUGCAAAAAAAAUAUAAGGAGGAAGUUACGUGUGUUAUGCGGCUCGCGUCGGAAAAUUUAAAACGACAACCCAGGAAACAAAUUUUUGGAAAUAAUAUUCGUAGUAUCUCUAAAGAAUUACAUUGGUCAGAAAUGAUACCUGCGGUUAAACAAUGGUUUAGUGGGGAAAAGUUUAGAAUGCUACCAAGUAUUCUACUCAAUGAACUCGCACUAAGAUAUCAAUUAGGACAGCCAAAUUAUGUAUGUUUAACUUUUCCUAAAGGAGUGCAGAAUGAUUUUAAAUAUGGCCAAUAUAUUGCAGUUGAUAUUGGUAGAAGGAGAUUCAAUCCAUCUGUUAUUUCUAACGAUUUUAAUAUUGCCAAAGAUCAUGUGGCACACAUCGCAUUUAGAAUUUUGUAUGAGGAAAUCAUGAAUAUUGAAAUGAAAAUAAUUAUUCAGAAGGAUUUUGAUUAUAAGAAAUCGAUUGGAAUAGUGAUGUUAAAAGAAGAUAUUAAAACAGUUCCACCAAUAAAAUGUUAUAAAAAUGUUAUCAACAAUAUCGGUUUACCAAUCGAAGAACAAGCAGAAAUCAAUGAUUUGAUGAAUAAAACACCAGGACCAAAACAGGCUGUGCAAUGUCCUUUACCAGCAGUGCCAUCUGCACAAUAUCCUUCACCAGCAGUGCCAUCUGCACAAUAUCCUUCACCAGCAGUGCCAUCUGCACAAUAUCCUUCACCAGCAGUACCAUCUGUACAAUAUUCUUCACCAGCAGUACCAUCUGUACAAUAUUCUUCACCAGCACAAUAUCCUUCACCAGCGGUGCCAUCUGCACAAUAUCCUUCACCAGCAGUACCAUUUGCACAAUAUCACUCACCAGUAUUAUCUGCACCAUUUCCUUCAGGAGGAAGUUCGUUUGUACCAUUUCCUCACUCAGCAUUUCUACAUAAUCCUGGAUCUGCACCAACUACAACCAAUCCAUCAUUACAAAAUAAGGAUCCAAAGAAAAAUCCAAAGAAUCAAAUGAAGGAUCUAAUGGAGAAUCGAAAGGAGAAUCCAAUUAAGAAUCGCAAGAAGAAUCAAAAGAAGAAAUUCAAGAACAAUCCAAAGAAGAAUCCAAUUGAGAACCCAAUGAAGAAGGACCCAACGAAGGAUCCAAUGGGGAAUUUAUCAUUACAUUCAAACAAGACAUUUACUUCAUUGAUAUAUGAGUUGGCAGCUAAGAAAUCCUGGCCAAUACCUCAAUAUGUUUAUCAUAAAAAAGUAGAUGGAGAUGGUUUUUGUGCAAUAUUGUCAAUUAAUGAUCGUCAUUUUAAAGGAUUAUUCCAUCCUACCAAAAAGGAAGCAAAAGAAGGUAUUAGUCAAUUGGCUUUUUGGAGUCUAGUAUAA